Molecule: messenger RNA, 1040 nt
Organism: Saccostrea echinata
Lineage: Eukaryota; Metazoa; Mollusca; Bivalvia; Ostreida; Ostreidae
Exons: 3
Coding region: 216-596 (126 amino acids)
Source: RefSeq, a predicted model, not a curated record
GUUUUAAAAUCCUAACAGUUAAGCCGGUUUAAUUUGUUGGUAAUAAAGAGCAUUAGGACUUCGGUGGACCUUAUAAUUCUGCGUCAGUUUAUAAUCUUUGGUUUCGGAAAUGUGAUCUCUUACUUACCAGAUUUUUAUUUAAAUUACUAUGUCGGAUCGUUAAAACUCGUGGAUAAAAUUUCAGAAGCAACUAUAUUUUAAUUAUCGGGGUAGAAAUGGUCAUAAAAUUCCCCGAUAUAUUCAGAGACAGGUCUCGGCUAUUCCUGGAGACCCGGCGGGGACGACAGCGGCCCCGGACAGAGGAGACUUUGACUAUUCCCGGAAUAUUUAGGCCACCAAGUGUUCAAGUAGAAAUAAGGAAAUUUAAUCUCUAUGGCAACCUUAGGAAAUCGAACACGGAAAUCCAUAACACCCUUCCUUCCCCGGAAUUAAUAGAAAGAGAAGUUCGAUAUAUAGCAUUUGAAGAUGAAAGAAGAAAUAAAGCGCAACAAGUGGAAUACAAGGAUUUUUACAGAUUUUUAACACCAACCCUUAAACACAGACCGUCACCAAGCAUGAGCAAUUCUGAGACAAUGGAGCCUACCAAAGUGAAAUGAUAUCAAUCAAUUAAACCCUCCAAGUGCUUGAUUAUGACAUAUUUAGAGAGUCAACUGUUUUAUUCUAGUCAUUUAUCAACACCAGGUCAUCAUUUUUGUUCACACACCAUUAAAAAUGGCUUCUUGUGUGUCAUUUUGUGUCAAAUUCUUUGUAUAAAUGUAUGCAUCAUACCGUGAUCUCAGUCACAUCCUUACUUAUAUUGACAACAGUAAUAAUUAGAAAUAUACAUCCCAUUUAAUGGGUUAUGAAUCAAAAAAUUAAUUAGGCAAUACCAUUAGCUCAUGUUACAGUUCCAGUAAAAAAAAAAUCUCUUGGAGUAAGCGGAAAAAAAAUACCUUUUCAGCUAAAAGUUUGUUCUUAAAUAGUUUGGCACAACCAUGUACAAUUUUUUUUAUAUGAAAAACACAUAAGAAAAUUUAUUAACUUUAUUUUUUAUUUCAUAA